Daphnia magna is the source of this 4551-nucleotide messenger RNA. RefSeq lists its product as uncharacterized. Gene Ontology annotation, molecular function: nucleic acid binding. The transcript is spliced from 3 exons. Lineage: Eukaryota; Metazoa; Arthropoda; Branchiopoda; Diplostraca; Daphniidae. The record is from RefSeq and is a predicted model, not a curated record. The coding region runs from base 1 to 4551 and encodes 1516 amino acids.
AUGGCGCUUCUCCGAGGUUGUUUGAAACCAAACAUACAGCAGAGUCUGGGCGAUUGUCUAAACGAUCCAGCUUUGUAUGAAGCAGCGCUUGAAGAGCUAGAGUGUACAUAUGGCCAUCCUCAUCUCAUUUCAAGAGCGUACAUUAGAACAAUUCUUGAUCUUCCAAAAGUUCCGCAUUUAAACGACUAUCGAGCCCUCUUAGUUUUUUCUACAUCCCUGCGCGGCGCCGUUUCUUCGUUAAAAAAUGGCGGCUACGAGAAUGAGCUGAAUUCCGUCGGUCUACUAGAGAUAAUUCUCGACAAGCUUCCCGCUGACAUUCAAAGCAAGUGGGGGAAGAAGAUAGUUAAAUCACACCCGCAACUCCUGACUCUGCAAGAUUUCGUACCGUGGCUACACACUAUUGUGAAAGCAGAAAUGGUGGUUAAACAUGCAAAAGCGUCAAAUUCUCAACCAACAGAAGGGAAAACUGGAAGACAAGACCGCAAACCGGGCCGGCAAAUUCACAGCAAAUUUAGUUCGCCCGUCUCACCAACGAUUCUCUCGAUAUCGACUGCAUCGAAUUCGAACUCAAAAACAAAAAUUCAAAACACCGUUCAAUUCAAGAACCUAAAAGAAUGUUUGCCGCUCGUUAACCCGACGAACGAAAGUCCAGCAAUAGAGUCAACCAAGCGAAACGACAAUGGAACUGGUGGGUCCACCGGAUCGACCCAUUGUUACACCUGCGCCAUCCGCGAGAGGGACAGAUCAUGGUCCGUGCUGUUGGCUGUCGUGCCCAUCACAAUCUGGAACGGCAAGAAACAUCUCAACACGUUUGGACUGUUGGACCUGGGCAGCGAAGCGUCUCUUAUCUUAGAUCAUGCGGCCGACAAAAUUGGAUUGACCGGACAGGCCCAAACGAUCCGUCUAAGAACCUUCCAUGGCCAGGAUCCAGAUAUUCCAACGCGCACCGUCAACUUCGAUAUUUCUCCAAGAGACAACCAAUCACGAUUCAAAGCCAUGAAUGCGUUGACCGUCCCACAACUCAACUUUGCAAAGAAGAAAUGUCAUUGGCCCAGCGUCAAGAAAGAAUGGAAUCAUCUAGCUGACUUAGAUUUGCCAACAUUCGACUCGGUCCUCGUUACCGUUAUUAUCGGUCGAGACAUACGUGGAGCGCAUCGUAUUUUGGAAGAACGCUGCCACUCCGGAGACACCGGCCCGGAUGCCAUUUUAACGCCAUUUGGAUGGUGUGUAGCCGGUUCAGUGCCGUCACGAGUGUUCGAGGUCUCGGAGAGAAGACCCGGCAUUUAUCAGAUCCAUUUUCAGCCAUCCGACCUGGAGUUGAGAGAAGACAUCGCGAGGCUGUGGCAAGCUGAAGCCUUCGGUGUUCAUAAACCAACUCAACCGAUACUCUCCACCGAAAACCGAAAGGCGAUGGACCUCCUUGAAAAAUCCAUCCGCCAUACAGGAGAACGACAAGAAGUGGCAUUAAUGUGGAAGGAAGAAAACGCAGUGCUGCAAAACAACUAUUCGUCGGCAUUGCAGCAACUGCAACAUCUUUCCAAACAUUUCAAACGGGACCCAGCUUAUGGCGAAAAAUAUAACAAGGUGAUCCAAGAAUACCUGUCGCUCGGUCACGCAAUUCCUGUAGAUCCGUCCGACACAGGUACGCCUGGGCGUGUGUUUUAUUUGCCACAUCAUGGUGUCACGUCCGUGAAUAAGCCGGACAAGGUCCGCGUCGUAUUCAACUGCUCGGCUCAACAUAAUGGAAUCAGCCUAAAUGACAUGCUCCACCAAGGCCCAGAUUUGUUAACCAGCCAAGUAGCAGUCCUCCUCCGCUUCCGUCAAUUCCCGGUACCGAUUGCCGGAGAUAUUGAAAAAAUGUAUCACCAGGUGCAAGUUCCGGCAAGCGAUCAAUCCGUUCUUCGUUUCCUUUAUCAAGCGCCUGGGAUCAACGAACCGAUCAAAGCGUUUCAAAUGACGCGACAUGUUUUCGGUGCCGUCUCAUCGCCGACGACAUGCAUCUUUGCUCUGAGAAAAACGGCCGAAGAUAAUCGACAUCUUUAUCCGAAAGUUGCCGAUCUCGUGCUGUCGAACACGUAUGUCGACAAUCUACUUUACUCUGCCGAAAACGAAGACGACGCCAUUCGUGACGCCAAGGACUUCAAGGCCCUCUGUCUAGCUGGCGGAUUUAAUGUCGUACAAUGGAUGUCGUCAUCCCGUCGUGUUCUCUCAACAGUUGCUCCAUCCGAGCUCUCUCGCCCUCAUCUCGACUUCAAUUCUGAGUUGCUCCCGGUCGAAAGAACGCUCGGCAUCUUGUUGGAUUGGGAGACCGAUCAGUUCAUGUACAAAGUCGAGUUGAAACCAGCAUCGACCAUGCGUGAAGUGCUCCAAGGUUUAUCGAAGGUCCACGACCCUCUUGGUCUCAUUGCCCCCGCCAUUUUGCCAGCCCGAAUCUUAAUGCAAGAUAUAUGGCACAGCCGGUGCGGAUGGGAUGACGUGCUGGAUCAAGAACUCCAAAAAAUUUGGACAAAUUGGACCAACGAGCUAAAACUUCUCGAAGCACUCCGCAUUCCGCGCUGCAUCCGCCGCGUAACCAAACCCGAUCAUCUAGAGCUUCAUGCCUUUAGUGAUGCCAGCGAAAAUGGCUUCGGUGCUUGUGUAUAUCUCCGAUGUUCAUAUCCGAACGAAGAAAUCAGUGUCGCCUUAGUGAUCGGAAAGGCAAGAGUGGCACCGUUAAAACAGUUAUCAAUCCCACGACUCGAACUCCAAGGAGCUGUUUUAGCCGCUAGACUCGUCAGCACAGUCCGACAAGAAAUGAACUUGAAGGACGUUCCAAAAACAUAUUGGACCGACUCGCAAACCGUCCUUCAGUGGAUUCAUUCAACGUCCUGUCGCUAUCACGCUUUUGUAGCUCACCGAAUCACCGAAAUUGUCGACCAGUCAGUGGCAAAGGAGUGGCGGCAUAUCCCAGGUGAGCUGAAUCCGGCAGACGACGCUUCACGUGGAAUACCAGCGUCAUCCUUAAAUCCGAAACACCGCUGGUUUUGUGGGCCAUCAUUUCUCCUGAUGUCCCGCGAAAGCUGGCCAGCGCCUGAACAAAUAUCAGAGCCCAGCUCCGAUGAUCCAGAAGUUGCCCCGUCACGCUGGGUGGGAUCAAUUUCAAACGAACCCAUUCACCCGUUCAUCCGCAUCGUUGAACGUGUGUCAACGUUGGAAAAAUUCAAGUCCUCAGUUGGCUGGCUCCGACGUUUCGCGCGAAAUUAUUCGUUAAAAGAAAAACCAAAAACAACGCUUAGUUUCUUAUCCGUGCCCGAGCUCCGCAGGGCAAUGACGUUCGCUUUUCGCAUCGACCAACAACAUUAUUUCGCCCGCGAGUUGGAAUUUCUCCGCAAAAGGCGUCCAUUGCCAGUCGAUUCAAAACUGGUUCACCAUACCCCCUUCCUCGACGUCAAUUCCGUCAUGAGAGUCGGUGGUCGAUUAGAUAGGAGCGCAUUCAACGAAGACAUCAAGCAUCCUAUCAUCCUCCAUCACGAGAGUCAAUUGGCUCGAUUGGUUAUCCGAGAGCGACACAUUUAUCUCGAACAUUCGCGACCUGAUCGCACGCUCCACGAUGUCCGAUCUCGAUACUACAUCCCGAAGCUGAGACGCAUCGUAAAAUCCGUCGUGGGAGAUUGUGCAAAAUGUCGGCUGUUACGCUCGAAACCAGCCCCUCUCAAUUAUGGCUCCUCUCCCGUCCUAUCGCCUCCGCCCGUUCACGCGACCAUUUUCCGGAACGGGAAUAGACUACUUUGGACCAAUGCCUAUCACCAUGCUCCGACGGUCAUUGAAAAGAUGGGGCGUGAUGUUUACUUCGACAACGGCACAAAUUUAGUCGCAGGCGAAAAGGAAAUCUCCGAAGGUUUGGCGCGUUUCAAUCAAGAAAGAAUCGGAUCAAAAUUGGCGAAACGCGGCAUUGAGUGGCAUUUCUCUCCUCCCAUCGCGCCGCAUUUUGGCGGUUCAUGGGAACGCCUUAUUCAAUCCGCAAAAUCCGCCCUACGCAUCAUUCUCGACGGCCGGACAUCGUCCAACGAAAUUCUGCAGUCCGCCUUAGUCGGGGCAGCAACGCUAAUGAAUGGACGUCCCCUCGAAUAUGUUCCAGUCGACCCGAAAGAUCCCAUUCCGUUGACCCCCAAUCAUUUUUUUCUCCUCGAAGCUAAUCCGAACGAACCUCUGGACGUCCUCGAUUUGUCAGAAACACCGUCCACCAAAGGAUGGAGAGCAGCCCAAGAUCUCAUCACUCAUUUCUGGCGUAGGUGGCUCCGCGAGAUCGUACCGAAACUCAAUUCUCGAUCAAAAUGGACAGCACCGAAUCGAAAUAUUGCUGUCAACGAUAUUGUCUUAAUUGUUGAUCCAGCCACUCGCAGAGGUGAGUGGCCGCAUGGCCGCGUACUUGAAGUCUUUCCCGAUCUCAACGGCACCGUUCGCUCGGUAUCCUUCGCAGUUUGGUCCGGGAAAGGCACGGAAACAAAACUUUGGACCCGAGCGGCUCAUCAUCUGUGCGUGCUGGAGACCGAAAAAUGCGAUGUUUCGUGA